Nyctereutes procyonoides (raccoon dog) is the source of this 1179-nucleotide messenger RNA. RefSeq names its product golgi associated RAB2 interactor family member 2 (gene GARIN2). Bases 1 to 1179 code for a protein of 392 amino acids. NCBI's taxonomy places the organism in Eukaryota, Metazoa, Chordata, Mammalia, Carnivora, Canidae. The transcript is spliced from 5 exons. Gene Ontology annotation, cellular component: nucleus. The record is from RefSeq and is a predicted model, not a curated record.
AUGAAGAGGAACAAAAGGAAACCCACCACAAGGAACAAUGAGCAAGAUGCCAUCUCUGUGCCACCCUCCCAAGAUCCAGGAGAUCUUCAAAACGUGUUGGAUGGAGGAGAGUAUGCCCCUUUUGUAUCUCCUCCCAUUUUAGAGAGCAAUUUUAUCCAGGUUAAUAGGAGAGGUGAAUCCAUUUACCUUCAUAACCGAGCCAACUGGGUGACUGUAGGCAUCUGCUCUUCCAGUAAAACCCAGAAGACCCCCAAUGUGAUGCUUCUAGCACAUCUGACACCUGAAGCCCGGAAAGAUAAAGAACCCCUGUUUCAAAGUCUCCUGAUAUCGCCUUCACCAGAGAACCUGGUGCUCACCAGGUUUCUACCUCUGCAGUUUGUGACUCUUUCGGUGCAUGAUGCUGAGAAUAUGCGCAUCAAAGUAAAGCUGGUGAGUGGUCGAGCCUACUACCUACAGCUCUGCGCCCCUGCAUGUAAACAGGACACCCUAUUUUGUCAAUGGGUGGAACUCAUCUCUCUCUUGAAUGAGGAGAAAGCCAAAGCUUCCAAACUCUCAGAAAUCUCAAGUCUCUCAGAAAUCACGAAUAGCACAGACAUCACAGGUUCAAUGGACAUCAUGGAUAUUGCAGCGUUCACAGCUGUAGAGACCCCACAUGAGUACACAUGCUCAGACCCUGUACAUGCGGUAGAAAGCAUUGAUUUCUCAGAUUUCUCCGAUGUCACUGAUGUCACCGACGUCACAGAUGUUCCAGAAAAUGAGGUCACAGAGGCCCCAGAUAUAAAUAUUGUCACUGAAGUUACAGAAGUCACAGAUCUCUGUGAUGUCCCAAACGCAGAGGUCACAGUGGUGUUUGAAAAUGAUGAUAUACUAAGGGCCAAGCAAGAAGAAAAGGAAAAAAUGGAAAAUAUUCUGAAGCCUGGGUGUCUACGAGAUACGAAAAGUAAGAAUGAGUUCAAAGAAUCCUCAAAACAUGUCACCAUCUCAAAUGUAACACUGACUUUCCAAGGUGAACAAUGUUUUCGUACUACCUUGACAGAAGAAGAAAGUGAGACAAGUGCAUCCAAAGGGUUGAGUGCUAGAACCUCUGAAAUAAAGAUAACUGAUUUUAAAAACACAGCUCUCAAGGUUGAAGAAUCCAGGAGCAUGAGAACUGAUUCAGUCACUUCAGGUAUGGAAUGA